UUGCUCUGUAAAGGCAAUGUUUCCUCUUUUCUCUGUGAAGGAGAUAACGGUGGAUCUACCCUCUCUCAGCUCUCAUGGCUCCAGUUCUGUUCCUGUUGGUAUUUCUCUCUGGAGCAGCUUCUGACCCGAUUGUGGUAACAGUGAAUCCUGGAGAUGAUGUCACUCUGUCAUGUCAGGCUGCUGAUUCCUCCAUCAGUGUUGUAAAGUGGAGCAGACCUGACCUGGAGCCAGAUACCGUCCUCUUCUACAGUGAUGGACGCUUGGAUCCAGACAACCAGAAUCCAUCCUUUAAGGACAGGGUGGAGCUGGUGGACAGAGAUCUGAAGGACGGGAACGUGUCUUUAAUUCUGAAGAAUGUGAACAGACACGACACUGGGACAUACACGUGUGGAGUUAAAACUGGUGAUACUGACCCAAUCAGAACUAUCACAACUAUCAGAACUAUCAGAACCGUCCAUCUGCAGGUUCCAGAGCGAGGUUCUGAGGAUAGAAACUCCUCUCCUGGAGGCCGAGACGGUGGACUGGCUGCAGGUGUUCUGGUUGUUCUGGUUCUUGUAGCUGCUGCAGUGGGUGGUGUCCUGAUGUAUAGAAGACGUCAGAAGAAGAGACCAGGACCACCUGCUGCAUCACCCGACCUGACUGUAACAGUGUAUCCUGGAGAUGAUGUCAUUCUACCAUGUCAGGCUGCUGGUUCCUCCAUCAGAACUCUAAAGUGGACCAGAGAGGACCUGGAUCCAGAUACCGUCCUCUUAUACAGAGAUGGAGACUUGAAACUAGACCACCAGCAUCCAGACUUUAAGGACAGGGUGGAGCUGGUGGACAGAGAUCUGAAGGACGGAGACGUGUCUUUAAUUCUGAAGAAUGUGAGCAGACACGACACUGGGACAUACGAGUGUCGAGUCAAAACUGAUGAUUCUGACCUAAUCAGAACCAUCAGAAUCAUCUGUCUGCAGGUUACAGACCUACCUGUGGUAACAGUGGAUCCUGGAGAUGAUGUCAUUCUGCCAUGUCAGGCUGCUGGUUCCUCCAUCAGAGCUGUAAAGUGGACCAAACGUGACCUGAAGCCAACAGAUAACGUCCUCUUAUACAGAGAUGGACACUUGAAAACAGAUGAACAGCAUCCAUCCUUUAAGGACAGGGUGGAGCUGGUGGACAGAGAUCUGGAGGACGGAGACGUGUCUUUAAAGCUGAUGAAUGUGAACAGACACGAUGCUGGAAUAUACGAGUGUCGAGUUGCAUCAGGUGACUCAUUCAGAUUCAUCAGAAUCCUCCGUCUGCAGGUUACACAUCCAGGAUUUCACAACCACUCUCACACUAGUUUGAUGAUUGUCUCAGUCAGAGCGGUCGGGGAGAUGAGGACGGAGAUAUAUCCCAACUGCAGCCUGGGCGGAGAGUCUCCAAGGUUCUGUAACAACGUGUCCUGUUGCAGUGAUUGGCUACAGAAGAGAAGAAGUCUGUUCUUGGAGCUGCUCUCCCUUUGA
Molecule: messenger RNA, 1481 nt
Organism: Sander lucioperca (pikeperch)
Lineage: Eukaryota; Metazoa; Chordata; Actinopteri; Perciformes; Percidae
Exons: 8
Coding region: 75-1481 (468 amino acids)
Source: RefSeq, a predicted model, not a curated record